CACCACCACAGAUGCGGCUGGCCUUGAGAGCAUUCGGGACCUCCAAGCCGGGUUCUUGGAGGCUCUCGUGCUCGCGUGCCUACUCGACUGCCACUGCGCCCGAGUCCUCAACUGCAGCUCGCCUCCGUUUCGCUCCCUCACCAACUGGCUCCCUUCAUCUCGGUGGAUUGCGGACAGCGCUGUUCAACCACCUGCUAGCGCGCAAGCUGGGAGGGAAGUGGAUUCUUCGCGUUGAAGAUACGGAUCAAUCUCGUCUGGUCCCCGGAUCUGUUGGCGUACUCAAACGCACACUUGGAUGGGCAGGCCUUGAUUAUGAUGAAGGUGUUGGGCGUUCGGGUGGGAAGCAUGGACCGUAUACCCAGUCUGAAAGACUGGAUCUUUACCGCCAUCACGCGCAAGAGCUCAUCGACUCAGGACAUGCGUAUGAGUGUUUCUGCAGCCCCGACGAUUUAGAGGCCAUCCGAGCGUCUCUGCAGCAGCAGGGACAUUACCACGGAUACGAUGGACGCUGUCGCCAUCUUUCUCGAGAUGACGUUCAGCAGCGCAAGCGUGCGGGACACAAGUAUGUGGUUAGGUUCAAGUCGCAAGCCGAGAAGGAGAAGCUUCCUGAAGACUUGAUCUUUGGCGCUGCCCAGCCAACAACUGUCAGCACGGGCGCAGACGACUUCAUCAUCAUGAAGGCAGAUGGGUGGCCGACCUACCAUCUUGCGAGCGUUGUGGAUGACCACCUGAUGGAAAUCAGCCAUGUCCUGCGAGGAGAACUCUAUCGCGCGUUCGGCUGGAAGCCACCACAGUUUGCACACCUCCCCUUGCUCAUGGGUCUCGACGGAACCAAACUUAGCAAGCGUACCGGCGAUGUCUCUGUCGAAAACUACCGCGAUAAGGGUUAUGAGCCAGAGGCGCUCGUCAACUUCCUUGGUCUGAUGGGCUGGGACUACCAAACUGCCCUCGAGAACGCCGCUGCCGAAGGGGACGAAAUAACGGAUGGGUUGCUGCCGUUCCACGCCCGCGGCGACGACCACUCCCUGUUCGAGCUCUUCACGUUGCCUCAAAUGAUUCAAGCCUUUGACCUGAGCUUGGUGACGCACCGCCGAGCAGCAGUGAACUUGGGAAAGCUUGACUUCCUCAACAAGAUGCACUUGCGUCGCAAGGCUGGGCGCCUGGGUGCCGACGGUGAGCUUGUCAACGUGGGCAAGGCUGUCGACUCGGCAGAGAAUGAGAAGGGCCGCGAGGAGCUUGUGAAGCGCUACCAGAAGUCAUUGAAGAAGCUGCCGGCCCUGAAAGACAAUUCUCUCGUCGAUGACUUGGAGUAUGUGGGCGACGUCUUUGACAUCGAACUGGCUCGGGUUGUCAAGCUGUGUGACAUGGCUGAGAAGUCGAUCUUCUUCUACGUGAAGCCUCAAUACGAUUCUCCCGAGUCUGAUAAAUUCCUGGCCGAGCUCGGUUUGGCCACAUACGUCGAUGGCCUGUCUCUCGUUGUGGAGGAGCUUGAGUGGCGCAUCGAGCGUUACCGGCACUUCGACGUCGACUUGUGCUGGGAGGCCAUGCAUGCGACUAUUGCCAAACUUGGCAUUCGCAAGAAGAGCGCAUUGAUGCUGCCGAUGCGUCAUGCCUUGACUGGCAUUAAAACUGGUCCCAGUGUGCCCCAGAUCAUGAGCGUCCUUGGUCCAGAGAGGUCAUUGGACCGGCUGCGAGCUGGAAGGGCAUUUGCUUCUGCUCGUGGCCGUGCAUGAAGUAAAGAGUUGGGAUUUUGGUACAGACAUGAUAAUACAGCAUCACUCAUCAAUGCAC
Molecule: messenger RNA, 1791 nt
Organism: Vanrija pseudolonga
Lineage: Eukaryota; Fungi; Basidiomycota; Tremellomycetes; Trichosporonales; Trichosporonaceae
Gene: gltX
Product: Glutamate--tRNA ligase
Exons: 11
Coding region: 12-1733 (573 amino acids)
Biological process (GO): glutamyl-tRNA aminoacylation
Cellular component (GO): mitochondrion
Molecular function (GO): ATP binding; glutamate-tRNA ligase activity; zinc ion binding
Source: RefSeq, a predicted model, not a curated record